AUGCAAGUGUCUGCUCUCCUACUCGCGAUCUCCACCCUUGCGCUGGGAGUGUACGCUGCAGAUGAGCUGCUCCCCGUCUCCUUCAAGCCCACCGAUUUUCCAAAGAAGACCGCGCCGUGCAAAGCGCUGAACCGGCACACGAACGAGAUCAAGAAUAUCGAGAUUAAAUAUGUCGAGAUCAAUCCCGAGGCAGAACGGACGCUGUUGAUGGUGCACGGCUGGCCGAGCCUCUGGCACAGCUGGAAGUAUCAGAUCGAGGAGUUCAAGGACGACUAUCACAUCAUCGCUCCGGACCAGCGCGGCUUCGGUUCGUCGACCACACCUGGUGAUGUCGGGAGCUCUGGAACAUGGGGUGACUUGGCCGGGGACUUGGUCUGUAUGCUGGAGCACGCCGGUGUCGAACGCGCUAUAUGCAUGGGACACGACUGGGGUGCACAAGUCUGCUAUGAGGCUGCCCGCAUGAGACCGGACGUCUUCGAGGCCGUCAUCGGCGCCGUCGUUCCUUACAUCCCCUCUGCAUCGGGACAGUUCAUUCCGAUUAGCGUGCUAGACAAAGUGGUUCCGAAGCUAGCUUAUCAAAUCUUCCUCUCGAAUGUGGACGUCGCCGCGAAGCAGCUGAACGCGGACAUCCGCCGGUCACUCCGCGCGACCCUCCGGACCGUCGCGAGCCCUCCGCCCGACACGUUCCUAGCGGAUCCGAACUCGUACAUGGGCGCGUGGGACGGUGUGAAGGAGAUCUCCCCGAUCCCGUUUUUCACGCAGGAGGAAGAGGACUAUUGGGUUGCGCAGUAUAACAUCCAGGAGUUCAAGCCUACAUUGGAGUUCUAUACGAUCGGAGACCGAAAGCUCUCGUGGCAGUUCACGCACGAUCAGGGAAACUACACAAUCUCACAGCCCGCGCUCUCCGUCCUACCUAAUAACGACCCCGUAGCAGAUUGGGUCUCCGCCGCGAAAAUACUGGGAUCCGACAAGUACGUCUCUCAGCUCACCACGAAGACCCUCGAUGGAGCGCAUUGGGUCCAGCUGGAAAAUCUCCGCGAGUUCAAUGCGAUUGUGCGGAACUGGCUGGAUGCUCUGCCUGCCGCGACGGAGAAGAAGGCGGAGAAGGCGGAGCCAGAGGGGGUUGGGCGGGCUGCGGGGGAGCUGUAA
This is a messenger RNA of Sparassis crispa, 1149 nucleotides long. RefSeq lists its product with no specific name. Gene Ontology annotation, molecular function: hydrolase activity. Lineage: Eukaryota; Fungi; Basidiomycota; Agaricomycetes; Polyporales; Sparassidaceae. The record is from RefSeq and is a predicted model, not a curated record. The coding region runs from base 1 to 1149 and encodes 382 amino acids. The transcript is spliced from 9 exons.